CCCAUCCCCGUUCCCGGACACUCGAGGCAGGGGUUGAGGAUGGAUAUGGAGGACUGGAAGCAUGGGAUGUUGAUGAUGACAAGAUUGAUCGUCACAAAGUAUCGCCAUAAUCCACCAUGUCUGAAUUAGAAAACCUGGUCCGCGUGUUGCUCCAUGGUUUUCCAUUUUACACAGAUUAUAUUGAGUCUGCUCGGCUGAGCUGUGAGUUUCUUGCGCAUCUUUAUACAAAGGCGUCGAACGAGGAACUGCGGUAUUUGUUGACUGGUAGCUUCCGAGAAGGAUAUCCCGGCUUAAUUCGCAGUGAUGCCGACUUCAUGGUGGUGUUAAAUCCAGCAGAGGAGAUCUUGACUCUGGAAUCUCAACGUAAAAUCAUGCAACCCGUUGUUGAAGCCCCAGCGCACGUAAAACUUAUCAUUCCUCGGGCUUACAGUGACCGCUUCAAAGAGAAAUAUUACACGCUGUCGACCUUCCUUGAUCUUUUGGAAAAGGACGACGAGGGCAUCCUCUUCAUCUCAGCCGGGCGUACAAGAGAAGUUCACGAGAGGGAUUUUCACCAUGAGUUUAUGGCCGAUAAAAAGCCAAGUGCACCGUGGACCGCUUCAGAGACGCCUGCCGAGGGCAAGGCGUCACCCGCCUAUACAUUCACUUCGCUCGCAAAGAAAAACAAAUGUGAAGUAGAUCGCGUACCCGCAAUCGAGUGUAUGGGAUGGCCGAUUGAGGCAUCUGAAUGGAUAACUCGACAGCCAAGGAACUGGCCCACCACAGAUUUGGUGAGGAGCCUUUCCACCAGUGGUUUCAUGAUUGUACCGAAGCCCUCCUACAUGUCAGGGGACACAAGAAAGGAGUGGAGGCUCUCGUUUUCGGAACCGGAAGCGAAACUUUUCGACAGUUUCAGCGAAUGCCAAGCUAAGGUAUACUACCUUUUGCGUUCGUUGUAUGUGAGACACUUGAAAGGAAAGCUGCAAGGAGCAGUAACCUCCUAUCACCUCAAAACAGUCAUGUUUUGGAUGCUGGAGGAAGAGGAACACAGUGUUUGGUUUGAAGAAAGUACUCUGGAUAUGUACUUCCGGGUUCUGAGAAAGUUAUUACGAUUUACAAUGGAAGGGUUCUGCCCGCAUUACUUCAUCCGUAAGCACAAUUUAUUUUACAAGACAUCGAAAUCGGCACUUGAGGAUGCUGUGCGUGAAAUUUCCCAUGUUUUAAGUGAUCCUUUGGCUGCUUUUGGCAACAUUGUGAACGACGAAUUUCUUGGGCUAAUACCUCGCCUUGGUAUUUUAUUGGUGGACGUGAAAGGAAAACUGAACAGGAAAAUUUUGAGCCUGCCAAGCCAUUUAGCUCAUACAGCCAUCACCAACCCUGAGGUAACUGAAUUUGUUAGCAAGCUCGAACUUGAGUGUUUGUCAAAAACCUUGGAGGAAACUGUCCUCUCUAUCAAGGAAUUUCUGCAUAGUGCUAGACUGAUUGAGGUCUACAUCAGAGCUAUUCUUCAGGGACACCAGUUUGCCUUUACCAUGGGGAAAACUGAGGCUGAGCGUGCCAAGAUUAAGUCCAACUCAGUUUGGGAGGAUUUCUUUGAGAUGGAAACAGAACAAGUGAAUCAGUCGUUGUUGGUGUGGUUGACGUUGGGGAAGAUUACUGUUGACUCCAUCAGACAAGGGAGGAAUACAGAAUUAUUUUCUCUUUUCCACAAGCUUGGUGCCUUUCUGAGACACCAAACUGGGCCUCUUAGUAAUGACGACAAGCAAACUUUGGACACAAUUGAAGCAAUUUUUUCAAUGGCUGGGGGAUUUUUAGCCUCCGUCAAUUUCAAUGCAACCGGCAUCUCAUAUCAGGACCUACAUGAAUUACUAUGCAGCAUCCUCCCAUCAGAUGGGCAUGGUCCACAGUCUUGGCCAACUGGUGACAUCACUCUUGUUCUGUUUGUACUUGCUGGUGCAACUUCCAAGGUGGCGAAGGAUCUUAGUAACAUUUAAUCUUCAAGCCACUUCUUGUUUUUUAUUUUGUUAUUGCAAAUGUACUAAUGGGACAUUUUCAGACCUUAAGUCGUAACAAGCAGACAGUACUAACAUGAUAUGAACUCAAUUAAUUGACCUCGCCCCCAAUGUGUGGCUUCAUAGCUCAGUUAGUAGAGCAUUG
Molecule: messenger RNA, 2136 nt
Organism: Orbicella faveolata
Lineage: Eukaryota; Metazoa; Cnidaria; Anthozoa; Scleractinia; Merulinidae
Source: RefSeq, a predicted model, not a curated record